Micropterus salmoides (largemouth bass) is the source of this 4012-nucleotide messenger RNA. It is a transcript of the gene lrrc32, whose product is annotated as leucine rich repeat containing 32. Bases 195 to 2126 code for a protein of 643 amino acids. NCBI's taxonomy places the organism in Eukaryota, Metazoa, Chordata, Actinopteri, Centrarchiformes, Centrarchidae. Gene Ontology annotation, cellular component: cell surface; extracellular matrix. Gene Ontology annotation, molecular function: protein binding. The transcript is spliced from 3 exons. The record is from RefSeq and is a predicted model, not a curated record.
ACAGGAUGUGAUGGCUGGACAGCAGCCGGAGCCACGCAUUGUGGAGGAAAGAGUCAGCUGAGAGGAGCUUUUGGUUUGCGGUGUUUGCUUUGUUACUAUCGAUCUGUGAGUGGGUGGGUGUGUGCACUGAGGAUGUGAAAUCAACAUGGUCAGGAGGCACUGCGAAGAUUAGUCAUCAGCUGAAAGUAAGCACCAUGGCCGCCUUCCAGCUGCUCUUCCCGCUGUUGGUCAGCUGCGUGGCGGCAUCCUCACGCCCUCCCCGCCACCUCCCUCCAUGCCAAGUUGUCCAGAUGAAUGUGUUUUGCAGUGAUCUGAGCCUUAGAAGCGCUCCAGACAACCUUCCUCAUGGCGUCCAGAUGCUGGACCUUUCUCGUAAUCAGAUGCAAAAUCUCACCCAGGAAACUCUCGCGUACCACACCGGCUUCCGUCAUCUGAAUCUUCACUCCAACAAGAUCCACUUCAUCCAGCCGGGACUCUUCAAAGACAUGAAUGAUCUAAAAGUCCUGGAUCUGUCUAGGAAUAAUCUGAAUGUUUUUGCUCGCUCCAAAAUCAACAUUGGGCCUCUUACAGCUGUAGAGUCACUUGAUCUUUCAAGCAAUGGGCUGUACACAGGAAUGUCUGACUAUUUCCUGGCUGAUUCUCCAUUGCUGGCAAACCUUUCUCUCAACAGCAAUAGCAUCACCAAAAUAGCAAAUAACACUUUCAGUGGAUCCUUGGCCCUGACGAAAAUCAGCCUCCACAAUAACGUCAUCAUGGAGAUUGAAGGUGGAGCUUUUGACUCCUUGAAUCAUCUGACUGAACUCGAUCUGUCCAAGAACUCAAUCACUUGCAUCACAGACUUCAACCUCUACAACUUAAAACUGCUCAAUCUCAGCAAGAACAGCAUGGAGUCUUUCCAAAGCACAGAAUCAAAUGAUAGGUAUCAUCUUCUCUCUCUUGAUCUGAGUGAAAAUAAAAUGCUCUACUUUCCUCUUCUACCUAAGAAAAACAUGCUCAAAUACCUGGACAUUUCACGGAACCAACUUCAGAGCAUCAACGUUACAGGAAAUCAUGAUGAAAAUACAACAUUUCAUUUAAAUCACCUGAGAUACCUGGACAUGAGUUUCAACCAACUCAAAAGCAUACCAGAGUCCUUUUUUAGUGGUAUGGGAUUACUCGAGGUCCUGAAUGUGAGCAAUAACUGUAUUGGCUCAUUUUCUAUCACUGAUAAAUUUCAUCUACAGAGAGUAAAGAUUAUCGAUCUCAGCUAUAAUUCGCUGCAGAACCUGACAUUUGGGAAAAACACUCUGCAAUCGCUGGAAAAGUUUUUCUUACAAGGGAACGACCUCACCACCUUGGAUCAUCAAAUAUUCCGAAGACUUCCAAGUAUUAAACACCUGCAUCUCCAGCAGAAUGACCUGAAAAUCUGUGCCUCGGACCAAAGCCACCAGGAUUCUCCAGAUUGUGUCUCAUUUACCUCCAUACCAAACUUGCAGUACCUGUACCUCUCUGACAACAAUCUGAGGACUCUGCCUGCAAACGCAUUUGCCAACACCCCUCUGAUAUUACUGGACUUGUCCCUGAACCCGGGCUUAGACAUGGACAAAGACUCCCUCUCUGGUCUCGAGCAUUCUCUGGUUCACCUCUUCCUGAGGGAAAACAACAUUUCCAGUCUAAAUACAGAUCUCUCCUCACUGAGGUGUCUCAGAGACGUAGACCUGUCCUUCAACCAGCUGACCAUUCUACCUACGUGGAUCAAAACGUCCUCCAUUGAGUCGCUAAACCUGCAGAACAACAACCUGGUCACUCUGGACUACAGUACCAUGCUCACCCUGGAACACUCACUUAAAAUCCUCUACAUGGGAUCCAACCCACUGAGCUGCUGCAGAAACCUCGGCUUCCUCCACAUGGUCCAGCACUCAGCCGUGGUCGUCCCCGACAUUGAGAAGGUGACCUGCAUUUACGAGGAGUAUUCAGAACUGGUCAACAUCGGGAAUCUGACUCCGGAAAUGUGUCAUAGAGCAGGCAUCCAAAACUAUGUUGUCCUUGUUGUUGUGAUAGCGCUACUUGUGAUGAUCGUGCUGGGACUGUUGGUUAGAUGUUGCCACACAAGGAAACGAAAGCACAGCCGAAGCUUUAGAGCUUAAUGUGAAUGAACAGUGCACGUGCAGGACCAUGAAGGAAUUCAUUAUUGGGACUUUUCUAAUUUCUGUUCACGAGGAGGUUGUAGGUUUGAACCACAGACAGUGGAAAAACAUGAAUGUAAUAUCUGUGAUGUCACCCAAAGUCUUCUGAAGUGACGAUUUAAAGCCUUGGUUUGGGUUUACCACUACCAUUCCAAGUGAAAUAAGCCUGACUGAGGCUGAGAUAGGACAUGCAAGAUGCAACCACAGUGGCUUAUGUGCCUAGAUGAAAACAAUACAAUAGAUAAACUAUUGAAUCCACCACUUCUUGUGGAAAAUAUUCUUCUUGUACUGUCUUACAGAAGAUAGGACUUUUUUAAUGGACUUCUAAAAGUAAGAAGUUUAUUGCAGUCACCAUGUACAGUAGUGGCUAUUUCAGGGACUGCAAUUUUAGAGACUCAUGGCUAAAGCAGAGGUGUUUCCUGCUUGGUUUUGAUAUCAAACCACAUCAGUUUAUUGAAUGUAAAAGGAGGAUAAAAUCCACACUAAAACACUGUUGCCCAUUUCUACACUGACAGACCACAGUGAAAGACAUAAAAUGUUAAAGGAAAGGUUUUUGGAAAAUCUGCUUAUUCGCUUUCUUGCUUAAAGUUAUAUGAGAAGAUUAAUACCUCUAACACGUCUGUGUUCUAAAUACGAACUUACAGGCAGCAGCUGGUUAGCUUAGCUUAGCUUAAAGACUGCAAAUGGCACGAAACAAUUAGUCUGGCUCUGUCCAAAGGUAACAAACUCCACCUAUUAAAUUAGAGGUGAUGACCUCUAAAGCUCACCAAUUAACAUCUCUUUAAUUUGUAUGCAGUAACACAGAAACUCAAGAAAGUUACUCGAAGAAACAGUCUGGCACAUAAGUGUUAAACAUAAAGUUUUAGAGGUGCUGGCAGGAAGAUUUUUACCUUUGGACAGAGCUUAGCUAGCUUUUUCCUAUUGUUUUUAAUCUUCAUGCUAAGUUAAGCUAAGCUUAGCUAACCACCUCCUGGCUUUAAAUUAAUGGUACACACAUGAGAGUGGUAUCAGUCGUGUCAUGUGGCUUUCAGCAAGAAAGCAAAUAAGCGUAUUUUAGGCUUGAACGAGGUGGAGUCAGAUGUCUUCACUCAGUGACGUUCAGUCAUAGUAUAUGAGAGUGGAAUUUCCUUCAAGCUAAAAAUAAAGAACAUAACACUACAAAAGGUCAUGAAACAAAAUGCUCUACUCAUGGAGGAUGAAGUAUGAUUAAAUGAAGUACAUGUAGGUUGAGAGUCAUCUGAGAUGUCCGAAGGUUUUUAUGAAGCCAUCCCUUUACCCUUUAUGUAGUUUGCACUUUAAUGUUCCUCUUGUUUGUGUGAUUGUAUCUUGUUCUGUGACUGUUAACACUAAGAAAUGAAGAAAUGUUUUACCGGAAAUAACUAAAACGGACAUUUUAAACAGCAUGUUUUCUGUAUUGAUCCCAGGCCUGAGGUGAUCCCCCCUGGACAUAAUAUUCAACACGAAAAUGUUUCAGCACCAUUUAGAGACAAAGUUGAAAGCUGAACUAAGCACUGAAAUUAAUAACUGUGAUAUAGAAGUACAAUAUACAUACUAUAUUUUUCUAAAUAAAUAAAUGAUUAUAAAAUCCAGCGCUGUAUUGUAGCGGGCUACACUGGGAUCCACAGAUUCAUACUAUUUUAAUGUGCUCGGUCAUAAAAUGAUUAUUAUAAUAGUUAUUUUUUAUUAUCUACAAGACAAGCUGAUUUGGAACUAUUCUCAUCCUGCAAUGUUUUUUUUGUAAUGUAAGCAAUAUUUUGUACCAAAUGAACUUUCUACACUUUAACACUGUGUGAGACAUUAUUUGUGUAACAAAAACAUAUAAACCUCUGAACACAGCAUUACCACAA